CCCCCCCCCCCACACACACACCCUGCCUACACUCCUGGCAUCAGAUUUGUGGUUUGCCCUACCUGUGUUUCUUCCUCUUCCUGUGUGAAGCUUGAGUGUGCUCAAGCCUUUGUUUCUCCUGCUCUCCCUUUGCUGUCCACCCUCCCCUUGCGUUCGAAUGGAGGCCCCAGAGGAGUCUGAAGGGGGUGCAGUCAGGCGAUGGACAGUCCUUUUCCUCCAGCAGGCUCCAAAGCACUCCUACCACACACAUCAUCAAGUCGGACUUCUUCACAGGAUGCAACUAGGAAGCACUAUUUUUGAUCAUAAUUGAAAUGUUCAUUUGUUCUCUGUCAGAAAGUGUUAAACUGUUCAGACUUUUUUUUUUUUUUAUCUCUGUAAUUGUGCAUUAAGAAUUGAGCAUUGGGAAUCCAUGACACUACACUGGUAGAGUUCAGCAUUAAUGAUAUGACUUGCUGUGCAAACUCACCAUUCCAAUCAUCAGUCUGUCCAUCAGUUGUGUGGAAAUGGCAGACCCACAUCGCAUGCCAUCUCCCGUCACCUGAUUUCACAUUGUGACACCCAGACCAUACGUGCCCCUCAGAAGUCUCACAUCAAUUCGGCGUGGGAGACUGCAGUGGUUGUGUUGUGUUGGUCUCAGACUGUCAUAUUUAAUGCCCCCGUUGCCCAUAAUCACAAUUACUCUCUUUCCUUUUAUCUUCUCCACUCGUCUACUUUCACUUUUCCUGUUCUCCUUUCUCCCUGAUUCUUCCUCCAUCUAUCCUUCUGAAAAACCUCUUCCUCUUGCCUUUCCCAUGUACUGCUUGACAACAUUAACUGAUGCUUGACAAUGGUGAGAAGACAUAGUUUAUUUCUGUAAUUUCACUACCAUUUGAGAAUAUAUGUGAUUUGUAUGAUAAAUGAAAAUACUACUAACAGGAAUCAUUAAACAAGGGAAGUAUAGACAUAUCUUAUCCUGCUUUAGCACCGAAAGCACAUUGAAGGGAAAGUUAGAAGGGGCCCGGAGGAAGGGCGCCAAAGUGUUGGGUAAAGAGGCUACGUAGCACCCCUCCGAAUAUGCAACCAGCACCCGGGAGCCCCCAGUGUCAGCGGAUGCACUUCCCCACUUCUCCUCUAUGCAGAUGUGUGUUACUGUCAAUGGUCAAGGCAUCAGAGUUGAGCCAUUUUAAGUUUUUUUUUUUUUUUUUUUAAAGGGAAAAAUCAUUCCUGAUUGGUACGGGCUGUAUUAUCUGGUGGUGUUCUGGCAUGAACCUGAUUUAUAUUAUUGUGUUAAAUUCAGCAAUUACAGGAUAAGCUGGGGGGGGUCUAAACGAAAUAAAAGUGAAUAAAAUGCCACCUCCAGGUGUGCGCGGUGAAGGGGCAUGGGGGCACUAUGCAUCACUCUGAGUGGGUGUUCCGUAGCCUCGACACCAGGGCCCCCCCGAUGGCAGUGGACCAACUCACUCACCGCCAUCGCAGGCAGGCAGGCAGAUAGACAGACAGACAGACAGACAGACAGAUCGAUCGCCGGGCCACUGAGCUCACACUAGCACUCCACCAGCCCGCCAACCCAGCGCGCCUCAGCCCAACCCAGCUCCGCUGAGGCGGCCCGCAUCAGUCCGCUCUGACCCAGAGCAGGUGUUCGGCUCUUUUUAUUUUUGUACUUUGAAGCAAUCCUUGACAAAAACAAAACAAAAAUAUCGACGCAGGAGGGAUGGGCAUCUCAAUCAAGCCCACCUUGCCACUGGCUUUAACAAAUCAACAAACUCAGUAAUUAAGACUCAGGUGGAGCGAGGCCUGGACACCUGGGCACCGGCAGGAAGGAGCUGCGCAGAGGCCCACGGCCUGAUCGAGGGUGGGGAGGGGGAUGGGGUGGUUGUCGUAGAAGCACAAUGCUGUGCCUCGUUAGGGAUAAAAUAAGAGAAAUAAUAAUUUAAAAAGAAAACAGAAGAAUAUAUUGGUUUGGUGGUGAUGACUGUAGCCUGUUUCAAAGUGUUCUUUUUUUGAGUGUGUAUAAUAAACACUGAAGCUGAUUUAUGAGAAAUGUGAUCAGUUUGUCAUUUUCUCUUUGUCAUCCUACACCACAUCCGCAUGCUAACACACACAUGCACACAUAGAUACCUUCACAAGUCUUGACACUGCACUAAUCAACACUGGUUUUGUGUUCCUCAAGUAAGGCCUUCUCAUCCUCCCACCUUGUUUAUCUGUUUUGAAGUUGCUUUGACUCUUUCCCCAUCUCGCUCCCAACAGUAUAUGUCACGCCACAGUCAGCUGUGGGCAGGGAACUAAUGCAUCACCAUGAGAGGAAUAACAAAUUCAGUAUGAAAAAUGUAUUUGCAUCUCGUUUUGCAUAAAAAAAUGUGCUAAUUUCUUACUUGCACAUGUCACUGCUGUUGCUAAAGCUAGAAGUUUGUGAAGACCGGUGAGUCACAUGACGUCCCAUCUGAAGUUACAAAGUACCUCGGCCCUAAUGUUUCAGGAAUCGGGGAGUGUUUAUGACUCGGUGGUAGAGGUAUGAAGAGGUGUUUUUUCUUGGGUCUACGGCUCUGGUAAACCAGAGGCGAAAGAUGGGGGCUGAGCAGCAGAAACUAGAGCGUAGAGCGAGAGGAAGAAAUGAGUAAAGGCAAACUGAAAGUGAACACACACGGCCCUGAAUUUUCGAUCCCUUUUGUGGGAAGUGAUGUGUGAUGACAGUCACAUUAGCUCUACUGCAGACUUGAACCAGAGGGCAUGUUUAAUACGCUCACCUGUGAGCUGUGACAUAUUUCUCAUCACUUAAUAAGGUGAUGGAGAAAGUUGUGAUUCCACAAAUAAAGAACGCUUUCAUGUGUCAUUACUCAUUAAUUAACACUUAUAACUAGAAAAAAAAAUCUUUCUCUCUGGCACUUACUUUUAAAAUUCAGCCCACUCAAGUGUUUUUUUCUAUCUGCCUAUUUCUUCCUGGCUUUGAUGUGAGGAAGUUCUGCAUUUUGCAGAAGACAUCAAGUCAAAAAACUGAGCCGGAGUGAUUCACUGGAGAGAACGAGAGAGGGGGGAAAAGGAGAAAAGAACAAAAGUGUACACCUCUGCAUGUUUCCUUUCACUUCAGUUUGUCUGUCAUCCAGUGCACUUCCUGUCAUUGCAUUGCUGAAGGUAAGUCUUGUUUUUGUUAAAAAAUAGUAGAAUAAUAAUAUUGUACUAAAAGGACAUGUGUAUGAAACCGUUGUGACAAUGCUAAGACAAAUCUCCUGGAAAAAGUCUAAAUUACUUUUCCUAAAAUGUUGUUCCUGUAAUGAAAGUGUUGGUCCCUGCAAUGCUUUGCCACUGGUAAUAGGACAUUUGAUUGUAUUUUAAUGAAUUUCAUUUCCUCUGCUGGACUUUAAUGUUGAGGAGUGCACUGUUAUUUUCAUGAUAAACAGGGUUAUUGUCUGAUGGGUUAAAUUUAUAAAUUGAGCUGAUUGCUGAUCUUCCAUUCUGGCAGUUUGACAUGGACCACUCGCUGCAGCUGGUGGUGCUUUUUCUGGGCCUUCUUUUAAAUACAGAUGUGUCUCUCCAAAAACCAUCUGAUGUGUCAUCCACAUCCAAACCAUCAAAUGUGUCCGCCACACCUGUGUCCACCCAUCAUCCCGCAGCCCAAUCACCAAGGACAAGCCCAGAGGUCAUAACCUCUCCACCACUCCGUGAGGUGGUCCUGGUGACAGUGGCAUGGGAGAAGAAUAAUCCAUGCGAGGGGCCUGUCCACCUCACCCUGCCUAGAGGUCGAAAAGAACCGAAAAGAAGAAUCUGCUUCGAAAGCCCCUACAAGGAACACUUUGAAGGCCUCUGUCCACAGACGAAUUGUGGAGGGUUCAAGAAAUGGGAAGCCUCUGAGUCUGGGAGCUUUCAGUAUGUUGAUGACCAUGGUACAGUGACAGUCAGAGAGAAUUGCACUGCACUCGUAAUUCAGUGUACAGGGGUUACGAAGACACGCAAAUCCAAGCCAUCUGAAGCAGGCUACAGUGGGGAGCUGGCUGCAUAUAAGGCCAUCACAGGUCUGCUUCUUGUACUGGUGCUGGCUGUUCUCCUCCAGCGCUACGGGAGACCUACAUACGCCGCCAUCCGCCAAAGACUGUCACAGAAAAGGCAGUCGCGAUGGGUUGGCCCUACGCAGAGUCAAAGUGUUCACUAUCAUAGAGAACAACAGGCCGGACUUCAUCCCAACAACAACACGUCCAAGAGACACUCCUAUCCAGCAGCCUUGGAAAAGCUCACAGUGUCAUCAAGCAGAGAGCCUUCGUCUAACCGGAAUAGCGACUAUUCAUACAAUUAAAUUAAAACCUUUUUGUCUGUUGUCAUCAUCGCCACCAAACUGUUAUUCAUCUGCCCCCCAUAUUGCCCUUCUUUCACAUUUUUACUGUGCUUUUUUUGUUUUACUUUUUGAUAAUGACUGCCAGGUACAUAAAAGUAUAUUUCUUUGAAUUGCAUUUUCUCAAAUAAAGUAACUUUUUGAGACAACACGAA
Molecule: messenger RNA, 4455 nt
Organism: Clupea harengus (Atlantic herring)
Lineage: Eukaryota; Metazoa; Chordata; Actinopteri; Clupeiformes; Clupeidae
Gene: cd5
Exons: 7
Coding region: 3443-4264 (273 amino acids)
Source: RefSeq, a predicted model, not a curated record